GUACGGGCAGAGGUAUUCAAAUUUCUGAAACUUCCAGUGACUGUUGUGCAUCUCGCGAAGCGAAGACCUUACACGAGAACUUUGGAUCGUCUAGAGGCGAUUUUGGUGAUAGUACUAUCAGUUUUGUCGAAAGAUAUGGCACAAAACGUCAAUCCGUACUUUCCAUCGCGCGGGGCAUCAGGCAAAUCACAAGAAGAGUCAUUAAGUAUGCCCAAAGACAAUCACGCAGUGAGCAAACGACUGCAAAAGGAACUUAUGGUGUUGAUGACGAGUACGGAAAAAGGCGUUUCUGCUUUUCCAGACGGAGAAAAUCUGUUCAAAUGGGUUGGAACUAUUCAUGGUCCUAUUGACACAGUGUAUGCUGGCUUGACUUAUAAAUUAGCAUUAGAGUUUCCUCAUAGCUAUCCAUACAGUGCACCUGUUGUGCGAUUCAUCACUCCUUGCUUUCAUCCCAAUGUUGAUAAUGCUGGUAAUAUAUGUUUAGACAUUUUAAAGGAUAAGUGGAGUGCUCUUUAUGACGUACGAACAAUCCUGUUAUCAAUUCAGUCACUACUUGGUGAACCAAACAAUGAUAGUCCUUUAAAUCCAACUGCAGCAGAGCUGUGGAAAGACCAGAAAAAAUACAAGAAACAUUUGACUGAUGAAUACUCCAAAGCACAAAAUAAACCAGAACAAAGUUCAUGAUAAGCAAUAUUCACUCUCACUCAUAAAUCAUUCAUUUCACUUCAUUUAAUCUUGUAGAAGAUCUGUUUUGAAAAAUUUAUUUUGAUUGGUAGUAAGAGUCAUUACAUUCAAAAUGAGCAUAGUUUUGUGCUAUGUCUUAAAAUUCAAAGAACUUUUCCACAAUUUUGUGUUGCUAAAACUUAGUCAAUAUAAAACAGCAAUUAUAAAAUAACUUUCCUGAGUCCUAAUAAUGAAUCAAUUUUUAAUUAAAAAGAGGUAUAAAUUAUUUAAAAAUAUUAUACAAAUACGUUGAUUCUCUCUAUAUAAUAGGUAAAGGAAAUUUUAUUUGUAUUUAUUAUUUUAUAAGUUUAUCACUGUAUCACAAUACAAAGAGCACUUUGACAAUUUCAUUUUUAAUUUGUAAAACAUGUGAAUUAAAAUUCAAAAGACUAUCAUUAAUUUUUGUAGAUUUUAUGUUUAUUGAAUGAGGAGAGCGUCAUUUUUUAUAAAUUUUUCAUAUGCAUACUUUUAAAUAGUGUUUUCUAAGGCUAGUAUAUUUGCAUACCAUAAAUUUUGCAAUCUUUACCAUUUAGACUCAAAUAGUAAAAAUUGAUCAAUAUCAAAUCUGUAUUGAUCAUCAAUUAUGUAACUUGCAACGCUCAACUGAAUAAAAUAGAGCAAAAAGUAUCAGUC
This is a messenger RNA of Phymastichus coffea, 1356 nucleotides long. It is a transcript of the gene vih, whose product is annotated as ubiquitin-conjugating enzyme E2 C. The record is from RefSeq and is a predicted model, not a curated record. NCBI's taxonomy places the organism in Eukaryota, Metazoa, Arthropoda, Insecta, Hymenoptera, Eulophidae. The transcript is spliced from 4 exons. Bases 136 to 684 code for a protein of 182 amino acids.